CCAACAUCGUGCGGAUUGAUCGCGUUUACGCUGCAGUAUAAAAGCAGACGGAUUUCCCAGGACUUUUCCCAGCAAGCAAUUGAGCCUAUCUGGACUUUCCAAACCCCUCGAGCUUGACUGGUAGAUCAUCCGACACCAUGCCGUCAGAUUCACCACUUGCAAUGCUUAAACAGCCUCUCUCUAUCCGACCAGACCAUGUAGCCUCACGUCCCACUUCCAUGGUCGUCAAACAACACACCAAAACCUGGACUGGUGGCGACUUCACCAUAUCCACUCGAUCGGAAGAAGAUAGUUCUGUUUUGGAAACGCUAUUCACCGUGGAUGGGGAGGUCGCAUCCUUUUCUCAGCGACGACACGUUCGCGACGCAUCGGGUCUUCCUAUUUUCGAGAUUCGUCGCAAACGAGCCGGAGUGACUUGGUUCGUACAUCUUCCAGGGGACAGCGACAGCGAAGACGCCAAGCCCCUCGCCACUAUCGCACCGAGAUUACACCCGCUCAAGGACAAGUUCGACGUGCAUUUCAAGAAUGCCAGCGCGAACGGCGAGGACACGGUGCUCGAGGUCCGCGGGCAGGACAUCUGGAAGUACAGAACGAAUGUCUAUCAUAACGGGACAUUGGUGAUGGUGGCCAAGUUGACCGAUAUGGUGUCCGUGUAUUUGCCGAUCAAGCGGCCGAAAUGGGACUUGGAGGUCGCAGAGGGAUUUGAUCUGUCUCUGGCAUCUACAAUCGGAAUCAUCUUAGCAGCCCUGCUAUAUCAGAGCAUGAUGCACUCGAGAAGUGCCCCGAGUCCUGGUGGCAAUGAUCCCGGCGAGGGGAGCAGUGGAAAGCAGUGAUUUUGCGUACUUCCAGUUGUCUGCUGCAGGUGUCAGCAGAAAUUCCUUGGAUUCUUUCUAAUGUUUAUGUUAUUACCCACUUUUCUUUUCAAUCCAAACGAUGAAGCUUUUUUUCCGGAGCAUAUUUUUAAUUUAGUAUGGUAAUAGCGCCA
Aspergillus steynii IBT 23096 is the source of this 985-nucleotide messenger RNA. RefSeq lists its product as uncharacterized. The transcript has 2 exons. Lineage: Eukaryota; Fungi; Ascomycota; Eurotiomycetes; Eurotiales; Aspergillaceae. Bases 219 to 833 code for a protein of 204 amino acids. The record is from RefSeq and is a predicted model, not a curated record.